Messenger RNA from Heterocephalus glaber (naked mole-rat), 7371 nucleotides. NCBI's taxonomy places the organism in Eukaryota, Metazoa, Chordata, Mammalia, Rodentia, Bathyergidae. The record is from RefSeq and is a predicted model, not a curated record.
AGCUGAGAGAGCUGCGCCUGCGCAUUGUGCUGGUCUCCAUGGCGGGGCCUCGGAGCCAAGACGAGAGAAAGUGCUGCUGUGAAGACACAAUUGUAGCUUUCACAUAAAUGAAGAUACACUUACUACGAUUUAGUGCCCCCGAAAAGAAGAACUUCUGUGAAAACAAAAGGCAUUUCUGGGGUAGUAGAAUGCUUGAGGCCUGGAAGUUAAACUUCAGCCACUGCCUGAGGUAUGGUGAGGCCAAGAGAGCAGGAGGUAAUUGCCACUGAAAAGAUAGUUUAUCAUUCACAGUUCCCAAGAGGAAGAGGACAUGCCAUACCACGAAGGGCCACACCAAACACCACCAAGCAUCUAGCCUGUAUGGACACCAGGGAUCCUUCCUUUGGACAAAAUGAAUCUCCUGCAGUUUUGCCAAUCACUACUCCUGAACCAGAUAAUCCACUCACAUCACAGGAUAUCCCAGGACCCCUAACUCAGACCCCAACUCUUUCUGCAGAGCAAUUUCAUCUAGUGGACCAAAAUGGGCAGCCUGUUCAAUAUGAACUUCAAUCAUUGGGGGAUUCACAAAUGAUGAUCGUUGCUAGCCCAUCAGAGAAUGGACAGGUGCUUCAUGUAAUUCCAUCUACCCAGACAGGAAUGGGACAAGUGAUUAUACCUCAGGGGCAGCUUGUGGAUGCAAACAGUCCUCAGGAUAUUUCUGAAGAGAAAUCCAGUGACAGAAAUGUACUAAGAGUGGAUGCUGUGGCAGACAGCACCAGUAAUUACAUCCUUCACCCACGCACGUCCCUCACAUUGCCCAGAAAGUCCGUGACCAGAAUGCUUGAUGAACCUUUGCUGGCUCCUCUCCAGCCUCUUUCUUCUAACACACCUAUAUGGGCCUGCCGUCUUAGGAGCUGUGAGAAAAUUGGAGAUUCAUACCGUGGCUACUGUGUAAGUGAGACUGAAUUAGAAAGUGUCUUAACAUUUCACAAGCAGCAAACACAGAGUGUUUGGGGGACUCGCCAGUCUCCAAGCCCAGCCAAACCUGCUACACGCUUGAUGUGGAAAUCCCAGUAUGUCCCAUAUGAUGGAAUCCCCUUUGUCAAUGCAGGGAGUAGAGCUGUGGUAAUGGAGUGUCAAUAUGGGCCAAGGAGAAAAGGGUUCCAGUUAAAAAAAAUCAGUGAACAGGAAAGCAGGUCAUGUCAGCUCUACAAAGCCACCUGUCCAGCCAGGAUUUACAUUAAAAAGGUGCAGAAGUUUCCUGAAUAUAGAGUACCCACAGACCCCAAAAUUGAUAAGAAAAUAAUCAGAAUGGAACAGGAAAAAGCCUUUAACAUGUUAAAGAAGAACUUGGUAGAUGCUGGUGGUGUUCUUAGGUGGUAUGUACAGUUACCUACUCAGCAAGCUCAUCAGUAUCAUGAAUUAGAGACGACUUGCCUCCCUUUGUCACCUUCCCUUUUUCCUAUUUCUUCUCUUGAAGAAGAGGAAACUACAGUCAGAGAUGAGAAUUGUACAUUACCCUCACGUUUACACCCUCAAGUAGCACAUAAGAUUCAAGAGUUAGUAUCACAGGGCAUAGAACAAGUAUAUGCAGUGAGGAAACAGCUAAGAAAAUUUGUGGAAAGAGAACUGUUCAAACCUGAUGAAAUACCUGAAAGACAUAAUUUGUCUUAUUUUCCGACUGUAAAUGAUAUAAAAAAUCACAUCCAUGAGGUACAGAAAUCCUUGCAAAAUGGAGAUACGGUGUAUAACUCAGAGAUUAUUCCAGCCACGCUUCAGUGGACUACAGAUAGUGGAAAUAUUCUGAGAGAGACUGUGACGGUUACAUUUGCAGAAGGAAAUUCACCAGGAGAAUCAAUUCCCACCAAAGUGGAAACAAAUCAGACAGGGACUUCUUUGUCUCCAGAGCCAACUCACUUGCUUUCCUCACUUUCUUCAUUUCAGCCCAAAAUAUUUACACAACUACAGGGUUUGCAGUUACAAUCAAGAUUCACCUCUCCAGAUGGGUCACCUCUGUUAUCAGUAAAUAACCACCCCUCCUCUAGUCCUUCAAGACUUCUGGAUUCAAUAGAAAGUACUUCAAUGGACAAUAAUUCUCUACUGCGUGGUCAAAGUCCUAGCCUUCCAACAGAUACAUGCCUAACCCAAAACAAUAGUACUGUGUCUACUGGGGGUAACUUCCAAGGACCAGAUCAAACUCUAGUGGCAGUGGACCAGCUGAUGGAAGUUGGAGAUGUCGAGGAUACAGGGAAUCUGGAAGGAAGUGUCCAUGAGAUAUUGUUGGGAGAUGUGCAGACCGUUCCAAUACAGAUUAUAGACAACCACCCAGCUCUUAUUGAAGAAAAUACAGAAUGUACUAUUUCUGUCAAUCAAGUUAAACAAGAACCCAAAGAACCAACAUUGUCUAUGGUACCAAAAAUGAAUUUGGAUUGUGAGAAAUUAUCUGCUACAUAAAUUUUUCAAGCUUUCAGAAUUUACAACUAUGAUGACUUCUGAUGUCUUAGAAAAGAAGGUGAAUAUUAACAAAGCACAGCAUUGUGAUAACUGGACUGAAGACUGGUUUUAUGAUUAGCUUUGUUUUAAAACCGCUACAUUUGUUGAAAAUUUCAAAUUUUUACCUUCAUUAAGAGAUAUUUUACUCUUUAUUUUAUAUAAUUCUUAUGCUUUUUGAUUUUGUAAUAAGGUCAGUGUUUCAAAAGACCAUCUGAACUUAUUCACAGUAACUUAUUCUGAACACAAAUAGUUACCUAACUCAUCCCUGGAAAUAUCCAACUUUGGUUCUUACAAGACAAGAAAGAACAGAUACACAAAAAACAAUGAGUGUAUAUGUGUAUGGGCUGAUAUAUGUUGUAAGUUUUAAAGUUGUGAAGAAAUUUUAAAUUAGCAGACAGGUGAGAAAAUAUUUUUAGUCUUAUUUGGAAAGGUAAAACAUUUUACAUACUAAACAAAGAUCAGUAAUUAUAUCUGUGAAGACUGCCCUUGUAGUUUAGCCUCUUCUCUUUAUUUUUAUUCUUUUAACAAACUAAUAGCACGCUAAUGGUCAUCCUAUUGAAAUUGAAGUGUCUUAGUAAGUACUGAAAGUUUUAACUUGAAUUAAUCAGAUGAACAACAGAAAUCAGUACAUAUUGCUUGCAAUUAUACUAUAUUGGAGGUGAAACACUACUUAUGGGUGGAAACAUGAAGAAAUUGAGAGAACUCAAAUAGGAUAAUAGAAUUGCCUGGUGUUUACAGAUAAUUUAGGCAAUUUUUUGAUGAUAGCAGAGGAUUUUGUUGCCAUUUUUUGUUUUGAAGAUUCUGUUCUGGUCAGACAAGACUUUGAGUUGUAUUUACAUUUCUGUGUCAGAGUUCUUACUGUAAUUGACAGUAUUAGGAUUUAUAAUAAUUCAGGGUAAGUAUUUAUAGUUCAGAAUUUAGUAUUUAAAACUUUAAAAAAAUCUAAUCUUGUAUAUUUGCUUAAGUAAGUAUAUUUUCUUCAAAUACCAAGUAAGUACUAAUCAGUAUAUUAUAAGCUUCUGUUUUCUGGAAGAUUGGCAACUAGAAAAGUCAGCUAUAACUGUCAAGAAAUCACCUUAAAGACUUUGUUUUUUCCGGAGACCAUUUCUGGGUAUAUUUUACAUUUUAUUUUUUAAAAAUAAGGAUUUCAAAUAGAUAUUAAUGUUUAAUAUUGAAAGCAUGUACAAUAUAAUAUGGAAUUUAACUUCAAUAUUUUACAGUGCCACUUUUGGCUUCAUAUUGAGGUAUAUUCCCAGCCCUUUUUGUUUUUUUAUUUUUUUAUUUUUUUGAGACAAUGUCUCACUAAACUGCCCAGACUUAGUGGACUUGAGAUUGGGAUCCUCCUGCCUCAGCCUGCCAAGUGAUACGCACCACUGCGCCUUGCUCAGUCUCCCAUUCUUAUUUUACUGAGUUUCAGGUACAUAACAUGUAUCUAAAUAUAAGCACUGUAAUAUUAGAAAUAGAUGGAAUUCUAAAAUUUCUCACUCUUUAGAUUUAUAGCCUAUUAAAUAUACUUUAUUAUUUAUAUUUUAUUUAAUGCAAAAUUAAUAUUUAGAUGUAUCUUAUUUUUAAUAAGAAUUGAUUUUGUUUAAAAAUUGAAAAUAUUUGAUACAAUACAAGUAGGCUGCUAAAUUUGAUUUUUAGGCAAAGUUAAACACAACUCUUAGUUAUCUCAAACCCAGAUUUCUUAGUCUGUGUAUACUUAAGAGGAAUAAACCUAAAUUAAUUUACAGAGUUGCACUGUAGAUCAUAUUCUUUUCAUUUGUUAUUUCUACUUUUUAUGGAAACUUUAUUCAAGAUUUUAAGUAAUAUAUGUGCUGCCAAAGCAAACACCCAAGAUUUUAGGUGAUAGAUCUUCAUCUUCCAAUAAUGAUAAAGUUUUAUUUUAAAAUAUUUUACCAGUUGAACUAUAUCAUUUAAGAAGACAUUCUUUUCUUUUUUGAUGUUGAGUUGCUAAGGAGAAAUGCUUGUUAAGAUGCAAACCCCUGUUAUCUGUGAAGAUGAGAAAUGUCAGAGGAUUCAGCCUUUGGUACUUGAUCUUGAACAAAACAUAGUUAAGAUAUAUUUUUCUUAGUUCUUUCAUGAAUAUCUCUCCUGAUACUGUUCUUUAUCACAAGGACAGAAAGUUACAGUGCCUCCUUCCGACUAACAAAGUUCCUACAGAAACCAAGAGCAUGAAGGAAGGUUUAAAUCCCUAAUUGUAUACUCUUUUGGUUUUUAGGUAGAAACUGGAACUAUCAAUAUUUUCAUGUAAGUAUUCCAAUGAGUAGCUCUUUAAAAAUAGUUUCUAAAUGAGUUUUUUAAAAUUCAUCUUUCCUCUAAAUGCAUGUUUAGUCACAGUGUGUCAGUACUGUGUUUAAAAAUGCUUAGCAUCGCCUUUUGAAUACUAUGUUUACAUAUUUAAAAUGUUUAUUUUUUAAUUCCCAGGGUAUUAAACCCAAGUGCAUAAAAUUUUUAGUGUCCAUGCUUGGCUUUCUCCUAACAGCUCUGCAGCAAAGUUUGACAUUUAUUCCUUUGUAUUAUUAUUAUGUAUCACAAGGUGUACUAUCUGUGGUAUUGAGUUGGACUUUCAAAAUAAGUAGUUAGGAUUUCACAAUUACAGUUCAGCUUGUUUCUUCAAAGUAGUUUUCAUGUUCCAAACCUCCAAGUGAAUUUUAUGUAUAGUCUAGUGAAUUAUAGAUAAACACAGCCACAGUGGACUUUUUCCUCAAUAGCAUUUUUCUGUGUAAACAGUGAAUAUACUUAAAAGGAAAAAGGUUUAACAUCUUGUGCAAGGCAUAUGUUUCCUAAAAAUCACAAAAAUGAUAGAAAACACAGAUCUUGGAAUCGGAUUCUGCAUUUGAGUUUCUAAUUUUGAGGCCUAUCCCCUUGUUUUUUGUCUUCUUUAUAUCCUGUCAAAAUAUAUACUUGAUCAUGUGGAUAUGAAAAAGAUGUUGUUUACUUUGUACCAGAUUUUUAAAGAGAUUUAAAAUAUGUGUGUAUAUUGUGCAUAUAUAGUAACUUAAUGUAUAGUGUCUUUGUUAUAAUGUAAUUUUUUCAUUAAAAAAUCUUGUGUUUUUUUCUUAUAUUCUUAGAGGUUUUUUUAAUACAUAUAUUUUUUUCCUGUAUAUUUUUCCUGAAGAUAGGGGUAGUUUUGUUCAUCUUAAAUAAGAUGCUGAAUAAACACUUUAAUACCUGAGCAUUUUGGCUAGAGAUUUAUAUUCAAUUUGAAACCUGAACAUUUUUAAUUAUAUCUACCAAGAACUAUUCCUAAUGUUAUAUUUGGAGAUAUGCAUUUAGUGCUGUGACUUAGCUAAGCAUCAGUAUUUUAGAACAACAUGUAUAAUAAGGUAUAAAUUAUUCUUUUUUUCCUCCACAUUUUGACAUCAUGACAUCUUCAAACACACUUUUUGUAUCCAGCGUAAUGGCAGAAGGAUCCAAUUAAAAGAAGAGAUUAUGAUUACAAUUAUUGUUAUUAUUAUCAUUAUUAUUACCUUCCUCCCCCUUCCUCUGUUUUAUUCCAAUUUAUACCUGAUUUUCAGGCCUAUGGAAAAAUCUUAAUCUUUCUAGAAGUUUACUGAAUUGACAAGCUGGUUUAGGCUUCAAAAAUCUUAAAUAGUAUAUAUACUGUUUUGAUAUCUAGGCAUCUGUAUUUCUACUUAAUUAGCUUAAUCAUAAUAAGUCGUGAGCUGGACAUGAUGGUGCGUACCUAUAAUUCCAGCACUUUAAGAGGCUGAGAUAGAUAGUAGGAUCACAAAUUUGAUGCUACACUGGAUCUUAGCCAAAAGGCCAAGAAGUGAUAAGAUCAUAAAUUUGAGCCCAACCUGGGCAAUUUAGUGACUUGGCAAGAUCUUAUCUCAAAAACUAAAAAAGGGCCAGGAAUAUAGCUUGGUGUAAAGGUCCUGGGUUUAAUCCCCAGUACUGCAAACAAAAAAAAAAGUCUUAGUAUACUUUUUUUUUUUUUGGUACCAGGGAUCGAACUCGGGUUCUUGUUCUUGUGAGGCAGGCGCCAGAACCACUGAGCUAAAUCCCCAGCCCCUUAGUAUACUUUUGCCAUAUACAAAUAGCUGUGGAUUCUAUUGUUAAAUAAUACAAGUAUUCAUUGCUGACUGAAUUCUUAAAACUUUAAGAUCAGAAUUUAAUGCAGGGCUUGGUGGUGCACUCCUGUAAUCCCAGCACUCAGCAGGCUGAGCCAGGAGGAUUGCUGCAAGUUGGAGGCCAGCCUGGCUGCAUAGUGAGUUCAAGGCCAGCCUGAACUACAUACCAAGACACUGUCUCAAAACAGAAAAGAUCAGAAUUUAAGAAAAAACUUCAUUUAUUAAUGGAUUCUAAUAGGAUUCCUAAGAAAAAUAAAUUAUAUGCCAAAGUAGAAAACCUUUCAGAAUAUGAUAUAGUUAUAAGUAUAAUAAAAUCAGAACACAAUGUGAGAAUCACAUACCAGGAGGGGUUUUAUUUUUAAAUAUCUUUAUUGAGGUACAAUUAAAAUACAAUAAAUACACAUAUUUAAAGUCCACACUUGAUAUAUUUUGACAUAUAUACACAGACAUAAAACCAUAACCAUAAUCAAGAUACUGAACUGUCACCCUCCAAAAUUUCACAUUUUUCCUUGGUAAUCCAUCCUCCUCCAUAUCCCCCCACCUACCAUUUCCAGACAACCACUGAUACACUUCCUAUCAGUAGAGAUCAGUUUUCUUUAAAUGAAAUUGUAUAGUAUGAACCUUUUAUGGUCUUUUAUAGUAACCUUUUAUACUUAUUCUGUGAUUCCUCUACAUUAGAGCAUGUAUGAAUACUCAUUACUGCUAAGUAGUAUUACUUUGUAUGAUUAUACCGUAAUUUGUUUAUUCAUGUGAUAAUGGAUAUAUGGGUUGUUUAUAGUUCUAGGCCAUUACAAAUAAAGCUACUGUAAACAUUUGUGUAUAA